GCCGCCCCCGCGCCCGGCGGGGCUGCCGCGUGCCCGCGUCUGCGCAGCCUCGGCUGCCGCCGCCUGCUCCCACACUCACCCUCACACGCACGCACCCCCCUCUGCCGCGGGUCUCCCCAAUAAAAAUAGCAAGCCACGACGCCAGUGCUCUCCCGGCCCGCGCCUCGCUCUCUCUUGUCUCGCCCGCUAGCUCCCAUCCCAGCCUCCCACCGCGCCCGCCUGCCCCAACAUCCCCCCUCCCCGCUCCGCUCCACGCACGGCUCCAGAUCUGCUACGGCGGCGGCCGGUGGACGCCGCGCCGCGCGUGCCGGAGGCGGUGACGUGAGCGGCGGAUCCUGCCCGGCCGUGCCAUCCUGGCGACGAUGACAGCGUAAGCGGGCGGCGGACGACCGCGCCCCCCCGGCCCCUACUCCCGAGGUCAUUGGCGUGUGCUCCUUGGCAGAAAAUGGCGAUGAUGGUGGAUCCCCCCAAUGGCAUGGCAAGUCAAGGAAAGCAUUACUAUACUAUGUGGCAGACACUGUUUGAGAUCGACACCAAGUACGUGCCGAUCAAGCCCAUCGGAAGAGGAGCUUACGGAAUCGUUUGCUCAUCUGUUAACCGCGAGACCAAUGAAAAAGUCGCGAUAAAAAAGAUAAACAACGUCUUUGACAACCGUGUGGAUGCGCUAAGGACGCUGAGAGAGCUGAAACUCCUUCGGCACCUGAGGCACGAGAAUGUUAUUGCUCUCAAGGACAUAAUGAUGCCUGCGCAUAGAAGGAGCUUCAAGGACGUUUACUUGGUUUAUGAGCUCAUGGACACUGAUCUGCAUCAAAUAAUUAAGUCAUCUCAACCACUAUCCAAUGACCACUGCCAGUAUUUCCUUUUUCAGCUGCUCCGAGGCCUGAAGUACCUCCAUUCAGCCGGGAUACUCCACAGAGACCUAAAGCCAGGGAACCUCCUGGUCAACGCAAACUGUGACCUGAAGAUAUGCGACUUCGGGCUCGCCCGCACGAACAACACCAAGGGCCAGUUCAUGACGGAGUACGUGGUGACCCGCUGGUACAGGGCACCCGAGCUGCUGCUCUGCUGCGACAACUACGGCACGUCCAUUGACGUCUGGUCUGUGGGGUGCAUAUUCGCGGAGCUGCUUGGCCGCAAGCCGAUCUUCCCAGGAACCGAGUGCCUGAACCAGCUCAAGCUCAUCGUCAACGUCCUCGGCACCAUGGGCGAGGCCGACCUCGCGUUCAUCGACAACCCGAAGGCCCGCAAGUACAUCAAGUCCCUUCCGUACGCCCCGGGCGCCCCCUUCACCGGCAUGUACCCUCAGGCGCACCCUCUCGCCAUCGACCUGCUGCAGAAGAUGCUCGUGUUCGACCCGUCCAAGAGGAUCAGCGUCACCGAGGCGCUGGAGCACCCGUACAUGUCUCCGCUCUAUGACCCGAGCGCGAACCCUCCCGCGCAGGUGCCGAUCGACCUCGACAUCGACGAGAACCUCGGCGUCGACAUGAUCAGGGAGAUGAUGUGGCAGGAGAUGAUCCACUACCACCCCGAGGUCCUCACGAGAAUCAGCAUGUGAGUAUGUGAUGUGACCAGACAGGCAGCAAUGAAACAUGUGGACAGAGGUCUGCUGCGCCAGGAUCAUCACAUGUUCGCCCUUCUUACGAGCUUAACUGCGAUUACGGCACCGAGUCGAGGUAUCACUACAUGUAUCGGAACCGUCAGGCGGUCUCUUGUGUAAAUAUGCGCUGAAUAAGAUGUGUGGCAAUCUCUUGUUUUUUGGUUGUACAUGGACCUCGCUGUUGUACGAGUCUGUGAAGUGGAACCCUGGUACUAAGACCUGUAAUUUCAGACCCUAAUCUGUUGUAUGGAAAUCUGAAGGCCUUGACUCCC
Messenger RNA from Zea mays, 1869 nucleotides. RefSeq lists its product as uncharacterized. Lineage: Eukaryota; Viridiplantae; Streptophyta; Magnoliopsida; Poales; Poaceae. The transcript has 4 exons. Gene Ontology annotation, molecular function: MAP kinase activity; ATP binding. Gene Ontology annotation, biological process: protein phosphorylation. The coding region runs from base 446 to 1555 and encodes 369 amino acids. The record is from RefSeq and is marked provisional.